UGGGACUCCUUGAAAAACUUCCAGCCCCCUGUCUCCCACACCGCUCCUCCUCCUUUCUUUUUAUUUAUCUUCUCCUUCCCAACCACUUCAUUUCUCAUUCAUCAUGGGUUUCACCGACCUUGUCUCCGACGCCGGUCUCACCGUUGCCGACAAGUACCUGGCCACCAGGACCUACAUCGUUGGCCAUGCCCCUUCUCAGGCCGAUGUGGUGACCUUCAAGGCCAUCUCGAGCGCCCCUGACGCCGAGAAGUACCCUCACGUCGCUCGCUGGUACAAGCACAUUGCUUCGUACGAGCCCGAGUUCUCCACUCUGCCCGGUGACCCCUCCAAGGCCUACACUGCUUACGGCCCGGAGACGACUGAGCUGCCCGUCAACCCUAAGGACAAGCCUGAAGAGGGUUCCGACGAUGAGGACCUUUUCGGCAGUGACUCCGAGGAGGAGGACCCCGAGGUUGUCAAGGAGCGUGAAGCUCGUCUUGCUGAGUACAAGAAGAAGAAGGAGGCUAAGCCCAAGGUUGCCGCUAAGUCCAUUGUCACCCUGGAGGUGAAGCCCUGGGACGACGAGACCAACCUUGAGGAGAUGGAGGCCAACGUCCGUGCCAUCGAGAAGGACGGUCUCGUUUGGGGUGCCUCCAAGUUCGUUGCCGUUGGUUUCGGUAUCAAGAAGCUCCAGAUCAACCUGGUCGUCGAGGACGAGAAGAUCUCUCUUGAUGAGCUCCAGCAGCAGAUCGAGGAGGACGAGGACCACGUCCAGUCCACCGAUAUCGCUGCUAUGCAGAAGCUCUAAACGCCAGAUUUCGUUACGAAUAAUUUAAAGAAUCAUGCGAAUGAUCUCAUAUUGAUGUCUCAUGCUAGCCUUCUAGUGUCAUGAAAUCCUAUCUAGCUAGCCCCGACCUAGGCGUACAUGCCGGUCGUCAUUUUAACGAAAAAAUACAAAUCGACAGCCAGUCUGUCAUGAUAGAAAGCCUUGAUAUUCCGCCAAAAUUUUAUGUAAAACCCUUAAGGAGAGUGUGACUUGCAGGGCAGCGCAGCACCGCAUCCGCUGUAGUCAAGAUAGUGUCCGUAUUAUUGCCAGGAGCGAUGAUUUGGCGGGGUUUGUGUCAG
This is a messenger RNA of Paecilomyces variotii, 1104 nucleotides long. Its product is annotated as elongation factor 1-beta. Bases 104 to 787 code for a protein of 227 amino acids. Gene Ontology annotation, molecular function: translation elongation factor activity; guanyl-nucleotide exchange factor activity. Gene Ontology annotation, cellular component: cytosol; eukaryotic translation elongation factor 1 complex. Lineage: Eukaryota; Fungi; Ascomycota; Eurotiomycetes; Eurotiales; Thermoascaceae. Gene Ontology annotation, biological process: translational elongation. The transcript has 4 exons. The record is from RefSeq and is a predicted model, not a curated record.